AUGUUCCAAUUUAUCAAAGACUCCUUUGAAUAAGUGGCAUCUAAAGUCAAACAGAGUGGAAUCCCUUCCAAUUCAGGAAAAGUCAACUUAAGUCAAUUCGAAGACUAGUAGUCAUCCUUUAAAACUGCUAUAUAUCAGAAGUAUUUGAGAAAAAAGCUAAUCAAUAAAUUGAAUUAAUUUGUUGGCAAGAAGGUGCUUGUCAUUGAUUAAUUUAUUGCAGACAUGCUUAAUUUGGUUGUUGAAUCAAUGUAGAUUCUGAAAGAAAAUGAUGUUGAUUAAAUCUAUUACAUUGAUUCCGAUUAAUUGAAUGUAGAAGUUAAUUAGAUUAUAUUUUUUGUGAAUCCUGAUAGAUAAUACAUGAAAAGAAUAGUAAGAAUCAUUAGAAACAAUUAACUUGAGAAUUUGAACAAAAAAUACUUACUAAUCUUCUGCCCUAGAAUGAAUAUUGUAUGCAAAGAUUAUUUAGAAAAAGAGGCUGUUUUGGGUGACUUAGUCAUAACCAAUUUUAAUUUCGAUCUAAUACCUAUAGCUAAUGAUUUGCUAUCUUUGGAAAUCAAUAAUUGCCUUUGGCCAUUAUAUAUUGGACAAGAUAUGAAAAUUUUGUAAACUGUGGCUGAGUCUAUUCAAAGAAUGGAAUUAGUGCAUGGCAAAUUUAAGAAUAUUUAUGCCAAAGGAAAUUAUUCUAAAUAUAUCAUCGAUAUACUCAAAUAAAAAAAGCAAUAAGGAGAAUUGAUUGAAGAUGAAGUUAGUUUUAAGGAAUCUAAAAUGCAUACACUCUUGAUUAUUGACAGAAGAGUAGAUUUCAUCACUCCUAUGUUGACUCCCUUCACAUAUGAAACAUUGAUUGAUGAAGUGUUUUCAAUUAAGCAUAAUUCCAUCAAUCUAGAUAUUAUUAAAAACGAUUAAGCCUUAAAAGACAGACCAAAAACGAUGAAACUCAAUGAUUCUUAUUACAAUAGAAUAAAAAUUAUGAAUAUUAAGUAAUGUCAAAGGGUUCUUGAAGAAAGGAGAUAGAAUAACAAAUAGAUGAUUUAAUCCAUGAAAUAAUAAGAUAAUAUAAUGAAUAUGAGUGAUAUGAAUUAAUAUCUCACCAAAUUAUGA
Molecule: messenger RNA, 1101 nt
Organism: Paramecium tetraurelia
Lineage: Eukaryota; Ciliophora; Oligohymenophorea; Peniculida; Parameciidae
Exons: 2
Biological process (GO): vesicle-mediated transport; intracellular protein transport
Cellular component (GO): vacuole; CORVET complex
Source: RefSeq, a predicted model, not a curated record